AUUCCCGGAUGGGUGGGGAGCUAAAAGGUCCUGCCUGGCCAAGGCCCCAGGAAGUGUUACCCUCAAAGACAGAGUUGGUCUUUUAGGCGACCCAGGCCUCCCCCAAGUCCGCUCUACCUGGGAGGGGGUUCUGCAUUUCUGCUUACCUCCUCCAGGUGAGUCCAGGUGUGUGCAAUUAGCUGUUAGGCUAGGGCGAGGAAUCCACAUCCACAUGGUUCGCCCUUAGACAUAAAUAUCUACUUAGAAAUCUGCCUUUAAUAAUGGGUUGUUUUUUUCUCUCCCUGGAGGAAGCUUCCCUAAAAUUUCAAUACAGAUGUUCUGCUUAUAUGCCAGACUUGACUAGUGGACAAAGGAAUGUCAGAUUUCCCCACAUUGCCAGCAAACACUAGGCUCUCGAUCAGCAUUAAGCCUGAUGCCAGAACUUGCAGAAACCUUGAAGGAAGCAGUGUAAUUAAGACGCUAUCCAGUGCUCCGGGUUCCCAUCUGCCACAGAGACACAUCCUUUGGACCACAGGAUAAAGUCUAUAGACACAGAACCACAAGCCUGUGUUCCUUAGGUUCUGAUACCAAAGUUCAGCCAGGUGACGUGUCAAGAUAGGUAUCUGUGGUUUGCGCUGUAUCUGUUUCCGCAAGCCCUGCUCCUUGGUAUUAUAGUUUCUCCAGCUUGGAGAAGGGACUGGGGCCACAUUGCCACCGAUAAAUAAGUUACUAGGAUGAUGGAAUGUGGUGGGUAACACUUGAGUUGUGCCUGGGAACCUGGGUGAGGCAGAAAAAGGAAUUAAGCAGUUUGGAGUCUGAUUUCAGGUAAAUUGCAUACAGCACCCUAUAUAUAACAAACGGUUUCAUAAAAGUUAAAAAUCAAGCCAAGGUUGGGAACACAAGAAAUUGGACAUGGGAGGUGUUGAGAGGUAGCACAAAGUCAGGACCAGAGAAGAAGCAUGAAGUCGGUGCCCAGGGCCACAUUCUGAGGGUGUCCUUCUAAUCGCGUGUGGCCUGGCUCGUGGGGGUGCUGCCCCGUCCCUGCAGAACUUGUGAGGAGCUGAGCCCUGAAAACGAGAACUCCCAGUGCCAGCUCGACCACCUCUCUUUCUGCCUGCCCUGCUUUCCUGCUCGACUCUAAGAUGCAUCUUCUACCAGAGUGGAGCAUCUGGCUGGAUCCCACAUGUGCCACAAAGCGUGCCAUGGCCUGGGAGUGCCCUUCAAAGCUGCUCUCGCCUCCUGCAGAGCCAGACCUCACCCGGCGAGCGCACGGUGCCAAGCCCGCAGCCCUCCAAGGAGGAGGGCCCAGCCUGGACGUGUGCCCUGAGCAGCUGUCUGUCAUCCCUUGGCCAAGCAGCAGGGCACCGUCAGCAGCCUGAGGAGUAGCCAGCUGGGAGCCUCGGGGACCGCCCAGCCUUGCUCCCGGCUCACCUGCAAGAUGUGGACAGCCCUCGUGCUCGUUUGGAUGUCCUCCUGGUCCUUAUCUGAAAGCCAGCUGGCAGCCCAGCAUCCCGUCCUCAAUGAGACGUGGGAGAGUUCAGAACAAAACUCAUCCGUGGAAACAGUUACAAGAGUCUUGAAUGAAACGUCUGAAAGAAUGACCUCAGUGACACCAUCUCCCGUCACGUUGACCACAGGGACUUGGGGAGGUGACCCCAACUCUCCUGCGGUCAAAGCAGGGGCAACACACAGGACAGACACGAGCGCCUCAGCGACGGUGGAAGGGACCCCCCACGGAGCCACCUCCAGGGCACUCACGCCACCCACCCCAGCACCAGCCCAGUGGACGCCCUCAUCACCCCGCACACGGGCAUCCGGCAACAACACAUUGCCUAGGCCAGCGAUGCCCACGCCACCCACGCCGGCCACAACACCCACCCCCACCACAACACCCACUCCGGCCACGGGUGCUCAGACCACUUUUGCACCCCCGGCAAGUGUAAGCAGCCCCCCGGGCUCGCACGGUUCUCCCGGGCUCACCCCCAGCCACUCCACAGCCAGCCCCGCGGCGCCCCAGAGCCCCCAAGCACUUAACAUGUCCACACAGGGCCCCACCGUCCAGGCGCCAACAGCAACCCGGACUGUGGCCAACACAGCAAGCAGGCCUGCGCCCACCCUCUUAAACACAACGCUGGAGCCCACCUCGCCCCCCUCGGCUUCCGUGUCCACGACGGUGGGGACCACGACCGAGGCCCCCGAGCUGGCUGCCAGCACAGCGCCAGCACCUGCCCCUCACACCAGCCCGGCCCCCACCACACGGCCCAGCCCUGCCGCAUCCUCGCCGCGGGCCGCGGGGCCGAGCACCGCUCAGACGCCGGAGCAGGCCGAGCCUGAAGCCACACCUGGUACUGCUUCCACGGGGCCGACCCCCGGGAGCUCAGGGGACUCCACGGUGCCAGCCACAGACUCAUGCCAGCUCAGCACCCAAGGCUGGUACCUGGUGGUCUCCAGCGAGCCCCUGGCCCAGUCCCCAGUGAACAAAAGUUUUCUCCUGGCGGUGCUCUUGCUGGGGGUCACCCUCUUCGUCACAGUCCUGGUUCUGUUUGCCCUGCAGGCCUACGAGAGCUACAAGAAGAAGGACUACACGCAGGUGGACUAUCUCAUCAACGGCAUGUACGCCGACUCAGAGAUGUGAGGGGACGGCGCUCUGCCGGGCCGGGCGCUGGGCCCUUCGCCUCCUUCCAUGUUGCCUCUGAGGGCAAACCGAGUGCUUCCAGAUUCUUCCGGUGCAAUUUAGGAGACAUGCCAGAUGCUUAAACACAUUUAAUUGCCGUCAGAUUAAUUCCACAAUCACUAAAGAGUUGCUGCUUUUUUCAUAUUUAUUUUUGUAACGAUCACGUUGACGAGCAGUGAUUCUGCCUUGGGGUGGGGCGGGUGGCCCCGGGGUGGGUCCCGACCUGAAUUAAAGCAAUGACCCUUUCCGCUUAGACUGUGUCUCCCCAUUUGUGUGGGCUGCGU
Messenger RNA from Hippopotamus amphibius kiboko, 2937 nucleotides. RefSeq names its product chromosome 3 C11orf24 homolog (gene C3H11orf24). Bases 1418 to 2614 code for a protein of 398 amino acids. Gene Ontology annotation, cellular component: Golgi apparatus. The record is from RefSeq and is a predicted model, not a curated record. The transcript has 4 exons. NCBI's taxonomy places the organism in Eukaryota, Metazoa, Chordata, Mammalia, Artiodactyla, Hippopotamidae.